Oncorhynchus keta (chum salmon) is the source of this 1587-nucleotide messenger RNA. Its product is annotated as organic solute transporter subunit alpha-like. Gene Ontology annotation, molecular function: transporter activity. Lineage: Eukaryota; Metazoa; Chordata; Actinopteri; Salmoniformes; Salmonidae. Gene Ontology annotation, biological process: transport. The coding region runs from base 97 to 1095 and encodes 332 amino acids. The transcript has 8 exons. The record is from RefSeq and is a predicted model, not a curated record.
GCAGUCAGUGGGCAAGAGAUACAUCACUGGUAGUUUAUUUUCUGCAUAUCCUCACAACCUGGCUGUCAGUCCUUACAUUACCGACUUCAACUGACUAUGGACAUGGAAGAGGCUCUCAACAGCACCAUCCAUCCGAGCUGUUUAGAAGAACCUCCGCUGGCUGUCGAUGUCAUAAAGCAGCUGGAUGUCUUUGGUGUGGCUCUGUACUCCAUGCUGACCCUCAUGUCUACGCUGUCCCUGCUGCUCUACCUGGAGGAGUGUGUGUUUAUCUAUAGAAAAGUCCCGUCUCCUAAGAAGACAACUAUUAUGUGGGUCAAUGGUGCUGCACCGGUCAUUGCCACCAUGGCUUGUUUUGGGAUGUGGAUACCAAGGGCUACCAUGUUUACAGAUAUGACGUCCAAUUCGUACUUUGCAGUGGUGGUGUAUAAGAUCUUGGUUCUGAUGAUAGAGGAGAGUGGGGGUAGUGAGGCCUUUCUGAAGAGCAAUGCCCAGAAAACCUUCAAGAUCAGUGUAGGACCCUGCUGCUGCUGCUGUCCCUGCUUGCCACGCGUUCCAGUCACACGGUGCAUGUUAUUCUUGCUGAAGCUGGGGGCUCUUCAGUAUGCUAUCUUAAAGACAGUCCUCUCAAUUGUGUCCAUAAUAUUGUGGACCAACGGCAACUUUGAUCUUUCUGAUCUGGAGAUCACAGGCACGGCCAUUUGGAUCAACCCAUUUAUAGGUGUUCUCACCAUCAUCUCCCUCUGGCCUGUCGCCAUCAUGUUCAUGAACAUAUGCAACACACUGCGCAGCAUCAAGAUCAUACCUAAAUAUGCCAUGUACCAGUUGGUGCUGGUGCUCAGUCAGCUGCAGACGGCCAUCAUUAACAUCCUGGCCUUGGAUGGAACCAUCGCCUGCUCCCCGCCAUUCUCCUCUAGUGCCCGUGGUACCAUGUUGAGUCAGCAGCUAAUGAUCUUGGAAAUGUUCAUCAUUACCCUGGUGACCCGGGCGUUGUACCGCCGUACCUAUGACUCUCUUCCCACCGACCGCCACGAGACCGACAACGACCAGAACAGCAAGAUCAGCCUGCAGGCCCCAGAGGGGGAGCACACUGUCUGAGAGAUUGGGGUGGAGUGAGAGGGAGAGUGGUGUGUGUGUGUGUGUGUUUGCGUGAGUGUGUGUGUGUGUGUGUGUGUGUGUGUGUGUGUGUGUGUGUGUGUGUGUGUGUGUGUGUGUGUGUGUGUGUGUGUGUGUGUGUGUGUUUGCGUGAGUGUGUGUGUGUUUGCGUGAGUGUGUGUGUGUGCGUUAAAGAAAGAGAGAGGGACUCUCUACCAAACAUUUACACUAUUGUUUUACUUGUAUAUUAAUGAUGUUUUGAUGGUGUGAUACUGUAUAUUCUGCUGUUCUAGUUGUUGGUUAGUCUUGUAUGAGAUGAAACUUACUGUAUAUUAAAAGUUUACCUGCAUUAUGCUGAAUAUAAUAUCAGAACAUAUACCUCAAACAACAUGUCUGUCCCAUCCAUAUUUCCUCAAGUUGCCUCAGCUCUCAACACGGCUAUGUGGAGUUUGGUGUGAGAGGGUGUUGGAAAGAGAAAGUGGGUUAAUGGGAGUG